Fusarium mangiferae is the source of this 891-nucleotide messenger RNA. RefSeq lists its product as uncharacterized. Lineage: Eukaryota; Fungi; Ascomycota; Sordariomycetes; Hypocreales; Nectriaceae. Bases 1 to 891 code for a protein of 296 amino acids. The transcript is spliced from 2 exons. The record is from RefSeq and is a predicted model, not a curated record.
AUGGAGUCUCUUCUGUCUCUCGCCUUCGACAACCUUUCCUCGUAUGACGGACCAAAAGUCCGUAAGGGCCUUCGCCAGGUCGAAGGCCUUCUAGCUCAGAUCUGUCUCUCUAAAGCAAACUCUCGAAACGACCGUGCACAUCGAAACCGGGAUGCCGACGAUGAUGGGAGUGAAGGAUCAACACCUUCUCAAAAGGAUCUUUCCCAGCUCUCCCGCGACCCGGCAUUUCGAGAGUUUUUCAAGCUGCAAGAGGGAUUCGAAUGGAAUGUUGCGAUGCGCCUUAUCAGCACUCUCGAUCGACUCAUGGCUAAGGGUGGUGAUGGUGGAAACGAUCUAUUGAUUCUGAGUGCCCUUGACCUCAUACAAGGAGUCUUGUUGCUACAUCCUCCCAGCAAGUCUCUCUUUUCCCGAGAACAGAAUAUGAACCUCCUCCUUGACCUUCUCGAGCCCUUCAACUGCCCCGCGAUCCAAUCUGCGACUCUCCUCACACUCGUCACUGCUCUUAUCGAGACCCCAAUCAACACCCGUACCUUUGAGAGCCUUGACGGUCUUCUCACUGUCACCUCUCUUUUCAAGUCGCGAUCCACCGCCCGUGAGGUCAAGCUGAAGCUCGUUGAGUUCCUCUACUUCUACCUCAUGCCUGAGAUUCCUUCGAUCCCCCGAGCCGAUCAGCGCGAUAGUGUCCCCGCUAUGCUUCAACGAAGUCCUAGUAAACUCGCUGGUGCCUUCAAUGCUGACUCACGUCGCAAGCGUUCAAGUUCUGAUCCUGAAGGUGACAUCUAUCUCACCACGGAGGAGAAGCAGGAGCUGCUUAGCCAGCAUCUGAGCAGCGUAGAGGAUCUUGUCAAAGAUCUUCAAAACUGCGCACCUUUCGGCGGCGUCGUCUGCUAA